Messenger RNA from Lachancea nothofagi CBS 11611, 2256 nucleotides. Lineage: Eukaryota; Fungi; Ascomycota; Saccharomycetes; Saccharomycetales; Saccharomycetaceae. The record is from the annotation of a GenBank genome assembly.
AUGUUUACAGAGCUGUUGUUUUGCAAGUCUAAAGUGUUUGUUCAUUGUAGCUCGAAAGCAGACGACAAUAUUGCUGGAUUUCUCCUGAUCACCAGGGAUGCUCAACAAACGGCGUUGGACGCUACUUUGACGUGGAUACCCGAAAAAGAGCUGGACAAGGCGCAAAUAAAUGAGUUGAUGAGAGCAGACAUGCAACUAUCUUCUGAGACUAGAUCAAAUGGUAAAUCUAGAGUUAAAAAGGAAGUUAUCCUGCAGGCUCUGUAUAUUGCGUGGGCUUUUUCAAUUAAGGUCAGCUCAAUAUACUCCAUACAAUUUCGUCCUCCAAGUCCCAGCGGCUGGUGGUUUGGAUCCGUGGCUAUCAACUCCAAGAAUCUUCGGGAGCAAGACUCUAUCCCUAUUUUGUUCUUUCACGAUAAAGUUUGUCCCUCAACCCAGGAAAAGCAGAAGCAACUAUCAAAGUCGUUUGAUCCCUUCAAUGGGGCUGACAUUUACUGGGGAGCAAAUGAUUUCCGCGAUUCCUUGCUCGAAAUAGUGGACCUAAAGCAGACAUUGGUUGACCCCACAGUGUGGCUUGUGAAUGCAACUAUGGAUGAUCUGCGGAAUUUCUCGGCUAGUAAUCCUAAGCACGAAUCUCAGGGCUUGAACGAACCUGCUGCCCAAGGAAAUAAAUUUUGGGAUGUUGUUGACCAGGCCAAAUGGAAUGUCAUGUCAAAAUUCGCUGAUCUAACUUCGAAAUCAACAAACAAAAUGGCAAACAUGUUCAAUCAGCAUCCAUUGGUGAAGUUCGUUGACAAACACAACACAAAUCCGUAUGUCAAACAAAUCUUAGCGAACCCAAAAGUACAGGAAAUUCAGGAUGAUUUUGACUCAGCUAAAAUCUAUCUAGCUAAAUGGGCUCUUGGCGUUAAGGAACAAGCUGAAAAAUAUCAGACUACAAAUGGACUUGAUGACACCUACAGGCGCCUGCUGUUCAAUGAACUUGGUAGUGAUGGAGAAGAUGUCAAUUUAACUGACGAGGAAGUCAACGUCGCAAUGCAAAGAUCACACCCACUGACAAAACAAAAAUGGGACUCUUUCUUCGACUCCAAAGGUCGUCUCGUCAUCACGGUCCAAGAGGUCAAAGAUUUUAUUUUUCACGGAGGGGUGAGCGAUGCUGAUUUAAGGAAGGAUAUUUGGUUAUUUUUGCUUGAAGUUUAUCCUUGGGAUUCCUCUCUCGAAGAGCGACAGAUUUUGGAAAAAACACUUAGAGACUCCUACCGAGCCAACUAUAAGUGUAAAUGGGAAUAUCGUGAGACUCAUUCUGAUGAGGACGAGGAAGCAUAUUGGCAUGAUCAAGUUUUGCGUAUCGAAAAAGAUGUCAAGCGGAAUGACAGAGACUUACCUCUAUAUAAGUACAAUACCGAGGAUGGAAAUGCAUCACCUAAUUGUCAACAGGCCGAACCUCUAGCAGAUGAUACUUUAGACAAUGAUUCGUGGACAGUCAAAAAUCCUCAUUUACAAAAGCUGCGUAGCAUAUUGCUGAGUUACAACAUUUACAAUAACGAUCUGGGAUACGUGCAAGGAAUGUGCGACUUAUUGUCGCCUAUCUACUACAUUUUGAAAGAUGAAGAAUUGUCAUUUUGGGCGUUUGUUAGCUUGAUGAAUCGCAUGGAGAGAAACUUUUUGCGCGAUCAGUCCGGUAUUCGGGAUCAAAUGCUCACUUUGACCGAUCUAUGUCAGUUAAUGUUACCCAAGAUGAGUGAUCACUUGGCAAAAUGUGAUUCUUCUAAUUUGUUUUUCUGCUUUCGGAUGCUGAUUGUAUGGUUUAAAAGAGAAUUCGAGUUUGGCGAUGUGUGCAGUAUUUGGGAAGUAUUUUUGACGGACUUUUAUUCAUCCCAGUUUCAGCUUUUCUUUAUGCUAGCUAUACUGCAAAAAAAUAGCUUGCCAGUGAUGCAAAAUCUGGAUCAGUUCGAUCAGGUUUUGAAAUACUUCAACGAACUCAAGGGAUCGAUGGAUUGGAGCGAUCUGAUGAUAAGAAGCGAGUUGCUUUUUGUCAAAUUCAAAAAAAUAAUGGACAUACUCGAAAGAAGAUCUGAGUUGAAUGAAUACACCUUAUUGACAGCCGACGGAAAUGUGAUUACUGAAACGUCGGCUAUCACUGCAGAUAAUUCGUCUCAAACUAAUCCUUCUUUAGCGACCGAUAAUUUAAAGCAAUUGCUUUCAAAGAAAGUAGUCAUACAAAGAGAACCUCCGAGAGAGAAGCAUUCGGUAAGGUAA